Messenger RNA from Gadus chalcogrammus (walleye pollock), 3886 nucleotides. RefSeq lists its product as uncharacterized. NCBI's taxonomy places the organism in Eukaryota, Metazoa, Chordata, Actinopteri, Gadiformes, Gadidae. Gene Ontology annotation, molecular function: protein binding; zinc ion binding. The record is from RefSeq and is a predicted model, not a curated record.
AACCGCUAAAUCACCACAAUGUCUCUCGUUCUGCACCGGCUCUCUUUUAACUCCAGAAAGAAGAGAACACACAUCAACGCAUUUGAAGAAGCCGACACGGUGAAUGAAUGUAGUGCACUCGCGUGCCGUGGGGGCGGAGCCAGGUGUUAGGGGAGGAGGGGAAAGGCAUGUUGAGGAAACGAAACCUAAAGCACCCCGACGUGUAAGAGGUUCCCUCUUUCUGGAGAAUAAUAAUACACAUCAAAUAGUCUGACAGACAGCAACAACAGCAAGGAAUGGCCUCUGCAAUCACUUCCUGGUCUGAGGAGAACUUUUCAUGUUCCAUCUGUCUGGAUGUGUUCAGCAGUCCAGUUUCCACACCAUGUGGACACAACUUCUGCAGAACCUGUAUUACAAAGUACUGGGAUGAACAAGUCAAGUACAAAUGUCCUGUUUGCAACAAGCUUUUCGACACAAGACCUGAUCUACAGGUCAAUACCCUCUUAUCAGAGAUGGUUGAUCGGUUUGGAACGUCCGUAAGAGUAAGAGAGCAGCCUUAUGUUGAACCAGCUGAAGUUCCCUGUGACGUUUGUACUGGGACCCAGCUGAAGGCUGUGAAGUCCUGCCUGGAGUGCUUUAUGUCGUUCUGCCAAACCCACCUGGAGCCACAUCAGAGAGUCACAGUUUUGAAGAAACAUCGGCUGGCCGAGCCUAUGGACCGUCUGGAAGACCGGAUGUGUAAGAUACACGACCGACUUCUGGAGCUCUUCUGCCAGACUGAACAGGUGUGUGUGUGUGUCUUCUGCACAGAGGGUGACCACAGGUGCCAUCCUGUUGUACCUCUAAAGGAGGAAUAUGAAGUGAAGAUGGCCCAGCUGGGGAAGAUAGAGGCUGAAGUCCAGCAGAUGAUCCAGGAGAGACAAAAUAAUAUUCAGGAGUUUAAAGACAAAAUAAAAUGCAGCAAAGCAGAUGCAGACAGAGAGAUAGCCGAUGGUGUGCAGGUCAUCACUGCUCUGAUGCGCUGCAUUGAAAAGUGCCAGGAUGAUCUCAACCAAAUGGUUAAAGAGAGACUGAAAUCCACAGAGAAACAAGCUGAAGACCUCAUCAAAGAGAUGGAGCAGGAAAUAGAAGAUCUGACCAAUAGAAGCUCAGAGGUGAAGCAGCUCUCACAGACUAAAGACCACCUCCACUUCCUCCAGGCCUUCAGAUCCCUGAAGAAUCCUCCACCCACCAGGGACUGGACAACGGUGGAGGUCCGUCCUCCGUCAUACGUAGGGACCUUGAGGAGAUCCCUGGAUCAGCUGAAGGAGACACUGAACAUGGAGAUGAAGAAGCUGCAUGAUACUGAACUGAAGAUAGUCCAGCAGUAUGAAGUAGAUGUGACUCUGGAUCCUGAUACAGCUCAACCCCGUCUCAUCCUGUCUGAGGAUGGGAGACAAGUACAUGAUGGAGAUGAAGAGAAGGAACUCCCAAACAACCCUAAGAGAUUUACGAAGCAACUAUGCGUUCUAACGAGGCAGAGCUUCUCCUCAGGGAGAUUUUACUUUGAGGUCAAGGUUAAAGACAAGACUGGAUGGGGUUUAGGAGUGGUUAGAGAGUCCAUCCACAGAAUAGGUGAGAUCAUAGAGACCCCUGAGACGGGUUACUGGAUUAUUGACUGCUACAAGGAUGGGUUGGUAUUUAGUGAUGACCCUGAUGUCCGUCUCCCUCUGAGAGCUGAGCUCCAGAAGGUGGGGGUGUUUGUUGAUUAUGAUGAGGGUCUGGUCUCCUUCUAUGAUGUGGAAGCCAGGGUUCAUAUCUACUCUGCUACUGGCUGCACCUUUAGUGAGCCUCUCUAUCCAAUCCUCAAUCCAUGCACAAAUGAUGGUGGUAAAAACUCUGCCCCCCUGAUCAUCUCACCUGUCAAUCAAACAGACUGUGUCAAUCAAAUGUUCUGGCUCCACCCCAGAGACGGUGAAAACCUGAUCUCCAAUCAAGCCCCGCCCCUCAGAGGAAAACUACCGUUUCCCAGAAGAAUGGCUUCUGCUAACACUUCCUGGUCUGAGGAGAACUUUUCAUGUACCAUCUGUCUGGAUGUGUUCAGCAGUCCAGUUUCCACACCAUGUGGACACAACUUCUGCAGAACCUGUAUUACUAAGUUCUGGGAUGAGCAAGUCCAGUCCAAAUGUCCUGUUUGCAACAAGACUUUUGACGUAAGACCUGAUCUGCAGGUCAAUACCCUCUUAUCAGAGAUGGCUACUCCGUUUAGAAAGUCCUUACGAGCAAAAGAGCAGCCUUGUGUUGAACCAGCAGCAGUUCCCUGUGACAUCUGUACUGGGACCCAGUUGAAGGCUGUGAAGUCCUGCCUAGGGUGUUUCAUGUCAUAUUGCCAAACCCAUCUGGAGCCACAUCAGAGAGUCGCACGCCUGAAGACACAUCAGCUGGUCGAGCCUAUGGACCGUCUGGAAGACAGGAUGUGUAAGAAACAUGACCGACUUCUGGAGCUCUUCUGCAAGACUGAACAGGUUUCUGUAUGUCAGUUCUGCACAGAGACAGACCACAAGUCCCAUCCUAUUGUACCUCUGAAGGAGGAAUAUGAAGUGAAGAUGGCCCAGCUUGAAAAGAUAGCGUCUGAUGUUCAGCAGAUGAUCAAGGACAGAAAACAAAAAAUAAAGGAGAUCAAAGACACAGUAGAACUGAGCAAGAAGGAUGCAGAACGAGAGAUAGCUGAUGGUGUGCAGGUCCUCACUGCUCUGAAGCAGAGCAUUGAAAAGUGCCAGGAUGAUCUCAACCAAAUGGUUAAAGAGAAACUGAAAUCCACAGUGAAACAAGCUGAAGGCCUCAUCAAAGAGAUCGAGCAGGAAAUAGAAGAUCUGACCUUUGGAAGCUCAGAGGUGAAGCAGCUUUCACACACUAAAGACCACCUCCACUUCCUCCAGGCCUUCAGAUCCCUGAAGAAUCCUCCACCCACAAGGGACUGGACGACGGUGGAGGUCCGUCCUCCGUCAUACGUAGGGACCUUGAGGAGAUCCCUGGAUCAGCUGGAGGAGACACUGAACAUGGAGAUGAAGAAGCUGUGUGAUGCUGAACUGAAGAGGGUCCAGCAGUAUGAAGUAGAUGUGACUCUGGAUCCUGAUACAGCUCAUCCCAAGCUCAUCCUGUCUGAGGAUGGGAAACAAGUACAUCAUGGAGAUGUAGUGAAGAAACUCCCAGACAACCCUAAGAGAUUUACAAUGCAUAUAUUUGUUCUCACGAUGCAGAGCUUCUCCUCGGGGAGAUUUUACUUUGAGGUCCAGGUUAAAGACAAGACUGGAUGGUGUUUAGGAGUGGCCAGAGAGUCCAUCGCCAGAAAAGGUCAGAUCACAGUGACCCCUGAGACGGGUUACUGGAAUAUUUUCAAAAACAAGGAUGAGUUGAUAUUUAGAGAUAACACUGCUGUCCGUCUCCCUCUGAGAGCCGAGCUCCAGAAGGUGGGGGUGUUUGUUGAUUAUGAUGAGGGUCUGCUCUCCUUCUAUGAUGUGGAAGCCAGGGUUCACAUCACCUCUGCUAUUGGCUGCACCUUUAGUGAGCCUCUCUAUCCAUUCCUCUGUCCAGGCAACAAUGAUUAUAAAGGUGACAACUCGGCCCCCCUGAUUAUCUCACCUGUCAAUCAAACAGACUAGGAUCUUUGUUUGAUAAUAAAAUAAUCAAACAACCAAAACAACUAAUGUUGUUUCCUGAAUUAGAAUCUCUACUAUGUGAGAUCUGAGAGUACUGCUUAAUGUUGUAGUGUUCACUGUCAUUUAACAAGGAGAAAUUCAAAAAGGUAAUAACCUGUGCAGUUAUUAAAUAUAACCCAUUAUUGGAUUACAUACUUUGUUGUUCAAUGUCUGAUUGACAUUGACUGAUAUCAAAUUGUAAAUGUAUGCAGCAAUUGGAAAAUGUUGAA